GGUUUUGUUUGAUGUUACAUGUUCCUGGAAGCUGCCUGUCCCAAGCAAGGUGGAGCUUGCAGGAGGGCAAACCUGCAACUGGUGAUACCAUUCCCAGUAAGGAAUGCAAGACAGAUUUUUGAAGAGAGCGUAACUAUAAAAUAAUUGCAACAUUGGGAGGACUUUCUGUGGUGAAGAAAUGAUUAAUUUUCACUCUUGCUUCUUUCUUCCUGGUCUUGCUUUCUUACUUCAGCAUUUAAAUAUAUGGGGCAUCCUUGUGUUAAGUGAUUGUUCUGAACACAGCACAGUGCUGAAAAUCGAGCUCCAUUUCAGUUCCUUCAUCUGCUGCCUAUUAUAGCAUACUUGCCACUUCAGUUAACAGCCUGCGAGGCAAAACAGAAAACAAACUGUCCCUCUGUAUCUAUGUUUUGUGUGAAGUGCUGACAAGAAGGAAGAUGCCUGUAGAUAAAUGCAAUGUAUAUGACUUAGAAGAUAUAAGUGGAGCAUUAAAGGGCAUUUUUACAGUGUAAUUAUUAUAUCCAAGCAUGAAACAAUAUUUACCUAAUGACAGAAGCCUCCUCUUCGUGCUGGUUAGCUCAUGACAAAGCGGUGUUGGAAUCCGCCUCCAUCCCCUCAGCAGACAGGAGCUGUGGACAAGUUUGCUGAGGUUCAUGUUGGCUCACACAGGUUGCUCACAAAACAGCUCUCCGGGCCCAAGAGGAUUUCUCCAUCGGCAGCCAGCAGCAAAGCCCCUUUCCAGCAUCUGGGUGUGCAUGACAGCCCGGUGCUGGAAUGUGCUCCUCCGCAGGCCAGCUUUUAACUUGAAGCUCUGGCAGGGCGCUGGGUAGCUCUGGCUCAAUGACACAGAGCUGCUGAAAGUCAGUCACUUGGUUUGGGAACAAGGGGAAGCCCAGCACAUUGUUCUGCUGCCUUUGCCUCCAGCUCCCUCGCGAUAUAAGCACAGAAUAUAUAUAGCCGUGAUAGCAGCUAGAGGAACAUGGACUUCCAGCAUAGAGGUCACCCCUACGCGAUACCAGAGGAUGAAGAGAUUGCUCACAGGGUCUCUCACAAUGCCUACAACUCGGCGGGAAAUGAAGGCGAGAAACCAGUGUCGAAACUGCAGCGUAGGCACAGUGACAUUAAACUCUACAAAGAGUUUUGUGACUUCUACGCAAAAUUCAACAUGGCAAACGCACUCGCAAAUGCCAUCUGUGAGCGCUGUAGAGGGGGCUUUGCACCAGCAGAGAAAAUUGUCAACAGCAAUGGUGAGCUGUACCACGAGCAGUGCUUCGUGUGUGCCCAGUGCUUCCAGCAGUUUCCUGAAGGGCUCUUCUAUGAGGUAAGCUGGGAGAAGUAACUGCAGACUGAUCGAUACCUUAGCAAGUGUUGUUGAAGAAAUGGAGUUCCAAAAGAUUGUGCCUGGUAUAGGGGAGAAGAAAGAAGAAAUGUUUAUGUGGCUGUUUGAAGUAUAUCAGUGUGUAUAACCUUAUUUAAGUGUGUAACUUAGUGUUACUAGGGCUGAGA
This is a messenger RNA of Centrocercus urophasianus (Greater sage-grouse), 1503 nucleotides long. RefSeq names its product LIM and senescent cell antigen-like-containing domain protein 3. Gene Ontology annotation, cellular component: focal adhesion; cytoplasm; cell-cell junction. The record is from RefSeq and is a predicted model, not a curated record. Gene Ontology annotation, biological process: positive regulation of integrin-mediated signaling pathway; positive regulation of substrate adhesion-dependent cell spreading; cell-cell junction organization. The coding region runs from base 977 to 1336 and encodes 119 amino acids. The transcript is spliced from 2 exons. Lineage: Eukaryota; Metazoa; Chordata; Aves; Galliformes; Phasianidae.